UCAAAACGUUUUCAAACGACUUCAAAAACUCGCAUUAGCCGGUUGCGCGGUACGUUGAAUAAAAAAAAUAUAAUUUAAAAAUAAUAUUCACUUUAUAAAUCAAAGACAAUAAGUGUAGUGUACUAUUGCAGUGCGACUGCAUAUUUCAUCUAUUUAGUAAAAAAAGAUGGGUGAUCUCGCAAAGAGGAUCGGCUUUGACGAGCUGACGAACGGCGCAGCGGGGAUCGGCAAGGCUCUCGCGGCGGAAUUUAUCGGUAACCUUCUGCUGAACCUGUUCGGAUGCGGUUCAGUCAUUAACGUGAAAAAUGGUGUCGACGCACCCGUCAACAUCAUCCUCGUCGCGCUGACUUUCGGUUUUACUAUCUUCGCUGCUGUAUCUGCAAUAGGCCACAUAUCCGGCGGUCACCUCAACCCAGCAGUGACAGUAGGCCUCGCAUCAGUGGGACGGGUGAAGCCUGUGCGAGCGAUUCUGUACAUCGUGGCCCAGUGCGCCGGAGCAUGCGCCGGCUCCGGCCUUCUGAAAGCCCUGACGCCGGACCGGGUUGCCGGCAAUCUUGGCAUGACCACUUUAGGCACUGAUGUCACUUCCUUGCAAGGAUUCGGCAUUGAAUUCUUCCUUGGAUUUGUUCUCAUCUUCGUUGUGUGUGGUGUAUGCGACCCUCACAAGCCAGACGCGAAGGCUACAGCCCCGCUGGCCAUCGGGCUGACGGUGGCGCUCGGACACCUGAUGGCCGUGGACUACACCGGCGCCUCCAUGAACCCGGCGCGCUCCUUCGGCUCGGCCAUCGUGCAUGCCGUCAUAUGGGAGAACCACUGGGUGUACUGGGCGGGCCCCGUGGCGGGAGGAGUGGCGGCCGCUCUGCUGUACGUGCACGUGUUCUCGGCGCCCGCUGUCGACAGCCCGCACUACAGACCCGUCGCCACCGACGACAAGGAGUUGAAACGACUGGGCGGCAAAUCUGAGGCCUGAAACGGCACUUCUGGUUGGCGGAGGCAACGCCCCGCGCCCCUCUCCGUCCCCAGCGACACUCGACCAGCUGCCAGACCAUUGUGAGGAAUCCACCACACACCAUAAUACACAAACCAUAGUAUUGAAUCUAAUUAAUUUACAUUCGGCAAUUAAUUUUAGAAUUGAAACUGAAGCGUGUAUUAGCUACGACGUAGCUGCUACGACUCAAGACGGUUACGGCGUAGCUGCGUCUACGCAUCUCGUAGCUUGCGGCUACCAAUUAUAAAUAUUUUUAUUCAUUUGUGUCAUUGACCCCGUUUCACUUAAAACGUUAGAUAUUUGUUAAUUAUAUUAAGAGAUCCCAUCAGAUACUUGUGCAAUUGUGCGUUGAGAGAUCAUUUGUGGUUGAGAGUUAUCAUUGUAUCGCCGAAAUGAUUUUCGACGGGCAAGUAUAUUUAAUACCAUUUAACGAACCAAGUUUUAAAAAAAAUGUAGCUUUCAUGUCAUUAUUUAUUUUAGAGAUUAUGGAUUAAUAUUAUAUACGAAUAUUACAUAACCAUAUACAUAAAUGGUCCGAUAACUUGGGAUGCUGACGACCGUGCGAAGUGGAGACGAAAAAGUAGGAAAGUGGAACCUGGGCUCCGACGCUCAACGGCUGUGGAAGAAAACAGGAACAGAGAGAGAGAACCAUAGACAUAAAUUAACUCGUUAAAACUUAACACCCACGCCAAGUCGCACGAUCGUAAAGUAGCUUUUGUGCAAUGUGACGAUUUCUCACUGUACAACAAUACAGUGCCCAAAUAUGUAGAAAUACUCGCUCGCCUCUCUUCCGUCCAAAAGAUAUGUAACUAUUUCGUUUCUAUGCGGGAGUUCUCAUCUUCAUAAAAACUUUACUGUAAUUUUAUAAGUAUAUAUUUUUGGAAGUACGUAGUUUUUAUUUCAAAGUAAGAUAUGUAAUGUAAUUCUUACCUAAUAUAUUUUUUAUAAAUUAAUAGAUCUAUCAUAAACGUCACGCUUUUAUAACAGUAGGUUUAAUAUCAUUUUAUAUAAGACCUCCGAAUUCCCAUUUUUUCGAAUAUUAUCAAAAUGUACCUACAUCUAUGUAGAUUAUAUUUUAUUAUAUUUUACUAUUUGAGAUUUAUUUAAUCGUAAUGUAGUAAUUUAAUGCAGUACUAGUUAAGUAAGAAAAUGUUAUAUAUUGACAAAAUAAUUACUCAUUUUAGAUAAAUGUUAAUGUACCUAGAUAUACACCUAUACAGUAAAAAAUAUAUCAUGCUAUCUAUUAAUGUAGCAAUUAAAAUUUUACAUCUAUUCAUACUAUUCAUAAGUGUAAGUAUUUAAAACUUACGAAUAUCUAAUGUAUGAUUGAAACCAUUUUAUUGCAAGAAUGAUCGUUAAAUUAUGGGUGUGUGAAACUGUCCUCUGUCUGUAUUAUUAAGAACAAAUUAAAUAUUUUUUAUUUAUAA
Molecule: messenger RNA, 2415 nt
Organism: Plodia interpunctella (Indianmeal moth)
Lineage: Eukaryota; Metazoa; Arthropoda; Insecta; Lepidoptera; Pyralidae
Gene: Prip
Product: prip
Exons: 7
Coding region: 167-970 (267 amino acids)
Biological process (GO): transmembrane transport
Cellular component (GO): plasma membrane
Molecular function (GO): channel activity
Source: RefSeq, a predicted model, not a curated record